Molecule: messenger RNA, 12367 nt
Organism: Lymnaea stagnalis (great pond snail)
Lineage: Eukaryota; Metazoa; Mollusca; Gastropoda; Lymnaeidae
Source: the annotation of a GenBank genome assembly
GAUUCAAUCGAUGCUCCAAACAGAGAAGGUAUUAUAGAAUCAGUAUACGCCCAAAAUGUUCUUUGGUUACCUCAUUUUUAAUUCUAUUUCUUUUUGGAACUCAACUUAAUCUUUCUCUGUAUGUGUUCGUCUCAAUUGUAUUCAUUUUUAUUAGGGCCUUUCAGAGCCGUCGCAUGACUUUUGGAGGCCUCCUGCAACUUUCGGCCUCCGUUUUCAAUUUUCAAAGUUUGUUUAUUAAUCUGGGCCUUAUUUACUUCUUAAAAUAAGUUUUGGUAAAUUUUAAGGACGAAUGCCACUAUUUUAUCGAAUUUCACGAAUGUAUCCCUAAAUGGAUCCCUAUGCCUAACCUGAACCCUAAAUCGAUCCCUAUGCCUAACCUGAACCCUAAAUCGAUCCCUAUGCCUAACCUGAACCCUAAAUUGAUCCCUAUGCCUAACCUGAACCCUAAAUCGAUCCCUAUGCCUAACCUGAACCCUAAAUCGAUCCCUAUCCUGAACCCUAAAUCGGUCCUUCAACCUAACCUAAACCCUAAUUCACUGCAACUAUAAUAAACACACAAAAGAUGCCGUGGCAUCCGUCCUUAAUAAUAGCCUUAGUUUUAAACUUGAAAUGAAAUGGAGAAAACCCUAGCUUAAGAUUUUGAUUUAGGUUGCUAAAUUAGGCCUACGUCAUUGAUCAGCUGUGACUAUGAAUCAGGAACCUUAAAAACGUAUAAGUUACUCCAACUAAAUGGACUCAAGACUAAAAUCUGAAUCUUAACUAACAGUUACACUAACAAUACUAACAUGAUUCAAUUGUAAUUAUAUUUUUUUUUUACUUUUUAAAUAGAAGGCCUAAAACCAGUUUUGCUUUUAUUUAUUUUCAUUUACCCUAGUCCUAGGCUUAUUGAAAAGGCACAGCCAGGCGUUAGUUUACAUUUACUUUAGACCAGUUUUGGGUAGGACGAGAAGUGCCUUAAGCAUAAUAUGCAAUGUGUAGAGUGCAAUGCCUUCUUCCAGUCAUUGGCCUAAGAAAAUUCAAGAUAAAAGGAGCCAUUCAAUUAAAUAUAACCCUCAGAUAUGCAGCUAUACCCAACAACAACCUCCAGUUUUCUCCUUCCCUACAAUAGCCUCAACUGUAAUUUCUACACGCUGCACAGAAAUUAUAGACAUUUAUUAGAUAAAUUGAUCGUGGGCCCUUAAGAUAUAGAAGAAGAAGAUAUUUCAAUAUCUUUCAGUAUAAGUUGUAAUCUGACAAUGACUGUGCCAUGUUGUCUGCAAAGUGCGGAUAGAGGAAGUGUCAUGCAUUAAAAUUAAAACAAUAGCAAACUGCACCCUGGGAAACCCAUUUAUAUAUGAGGCUUAUAGUGCCCAACCAAAAUAAAUUCAGAUAACAGUCUUUUUUUUUGUUUACGAUUAAAAGGCAUUUUGACACUUAUUCUCAAAUAAGUAAAUUAACAAGAUAAAAAUGUAUGCCAAAUGAAAUUAAUUGUCGAGGAAGAACAUUCAUUGGUCAAUAUUUAUAUCUUGAACACUCUCUCCUUGUUACAUCAUCCCGGCCCCGCCCAUUCUGAUGCUGAAAAAAUAAUAUCAUGCCUCUUAAUAUGUGAUGUUAAUUGUAAAUUUUUAAAAAUUUCCAAUAUAAUUUUAGAAGAAUUAAUUUAAUUAUUAUUAAUUUUAAAAUAUGGACAUUUUCAUUCAUAAUAAUUUCCCUUCUGAGACAAUUCUCAUAGCUAUUGCCAUUACAACUUUGCAUGAUUUAGACAGAGUUGCCAUUUCCAAUAAUAGCUGAUUUAGUUGACCUGAACUAUUUAAUGAAACUCUGAUUUUAUUAUUGAUUUUUUAAAUAUUUUUAUUCCCUCAGAAUUUCAAUUUAUUCUGGAUGAUGCCAUAACCAUUACGAGAAUGAAUUUACUUUUCUUAUCUGUUACGUCAACUAUUUUGUGUGUUAUCAUAGCCUUUACGCUAAAGUAUCUUUCACUUCUUCGCUGGAUCAGUGGACAUGCUUAUGUGCUUAGUAAGGUAAUGACUUCAAGUAUUUUAACAAAUCUUAUUAUUUUUUAUUUUCUUGCUCUAUUUUAACUGCCUUUUUCAAAAAAUUUAUAUUAUGUAUAUAUGAAUCUUGAUUGUGUAUCGGUUUUUUUUUAAAUCUUUUAGCCCAAAAUAUUUCUAAAUUCCAAAAAUCUUGAAAUUUGUAAACAGCUUGCCUGGCUGUAUAUUUGCAUUAAUCAAAAACAAAUCUAGAGGCAUCACAUAAUGCAUUGGAUAAUUAAAUACUUACAUUUUUUUUUCAAAUUUUUGCUUGCUGAAGAAGUCACCAGCAUUGCUAUUUGAAUGUAACAGCUAAAACAUUGAAGCUAUAUUUAAUAAAAUCAUUGCAUUAAAUAUUAACUUUUAAAUCAGAAAUAUAGUGUGAAAAUUGUAUUUGAAAGUUUUUUCAUUUCUUUUAAAUUUGGCAUCUUGUGCAAAUAUUGAGUGCAAGUUAUGUGGCUUUUGGGAAGCUCUGCUUUAAAAAAAAUUGUGUAAAUUCUAGUUCAUUGUCCAUUGAAAUACAUUCAUCUUUUCUUUCACAUUAAGCUUAAAAAGGUAAAUCUGUUUUCCACAGAGAAGGGAACACUUUAGCAUAUUAGAGGUGCUAGAUCUCUUUAAAAAUGUUCGGGUAUGUAUGACAAGUUAGUCAAGUUUAUGUGUCGUCUUUUCUUUUAUUAAAAACAUAUAGGCACAAAGUAAUGGACGCUUUAGUAAAAUAAAAAUGAGCUCCCACCACCUUCUUAUUUACCUCCAACUUCAAAAAUAUAAAUACUCCUAAAUUAAGGUGUGUUGUUUUUUUUUUGUUUUUUGGUCAAUGACUAAUAACUACGAAGUAACCUGAUUUUAAUUUUUUUAAUUUUUUUAUUUACCCUAUGUGGAAUAAUUUAAUAGGAGGAUUUGUCUUUUUUUUUUCAUAUUUCAGAAUAAUAAAAACCAAUUUGUAAUUAUUUAUUUACAGCCUUUCCCCAUCUCAUGCCAGAAGGGUUGGAAAAUUGACAGCUUUGCCCACGGCCACCGCAUUUGGUUUAAUUUCCUGACAUUUCCUCACAAUUUAAAUGCUCCAUCUAUAAAGGUUUAUGCUGUUUUUGAUAAAGUCAAAUCCUCAUCACAGGUACUUUUGAUUUGAUUGUUUAUUUUUCCAUAACAUAGCCAGUUGGUAUCAAUAUGAGAUUUGAUGGUCACAGAAGGAAUUUGUGUGAAACAUGUUUUAUUAAAACAGUUUAUUUGCACAAGUUUUACCUGUUGGUGACAAGAUUUAAAUAUUUUGCUGUCACUCUUCAUGCAGGCAUUACUGCAAGUUUUAAAAGACAUAACACAGUCAUGUGAGUGGAAGCCAGGGGUGAUUUCAACUUCCAACACCAACAACCUGACAACUCAUGAGAUGCCCAUUACACCCAAAGGCCUUCCGUCUAUGCCUGUUCAGGUAAGUAACCAUCCUGUAAUAAAACAGGUAUUAAAAAAUGACGUACUGCAACAAAACACAUACAGCUAGGUGAAAUCAUUCUGAAUAGUCAUAAUAAUUUUUUUCUAUUUCAUAACCUUAUUUUUCACCUCCAAUAAAGCUGUUUGUAAAUAAAUGUGAUGUAAAAAUUGUAUGUAUUGGGGAAAAAAAUUUAAUUUCCCAAAUUUCGAGGGGUCAUAUCUAGUACGUUGAUAACAUUUAAGUCAGAGAAGAAAGCAUGAUACAUUGUGAAAGCAAUCAGACCAACAGAAACCCUCCUGGAAAUGUGCUGAAGAAAAAUAUUUCCCUACCAGAUUGACUGUGUCAAAGAAGAAAGACUCAGCCACGCAGAAUCAAAAUUUGGGUUGCUGAACUAUGAUCCAUGGUUUACAGAAAAUGUGGUACCAACAGUUUCUGUUGAAUUUAAAAGGUUAGUUUGAAUUUAUUUCUAUAAAAUGAUAGUUGUAAGUUGAAUGAAGCUCAGCCUGUCUCCUUGCAGAAUCCUUUUUUUACAGCUGUAAAUAAACUUAACAAAUUAUCUUAUAAAAAAAUUUCUUUUAACUGUUAUGAAUAUUAGGUCAUCCUGUCAUUCCCAUGAAUAUUAGGUCAUAUUGUUAUUCUCCCUGCUUCCGCAAAUAACAAUAUUAAAGAGAUUCUUUACAACUUACAAAAGAAAAAAGCAUGGUGUUUAGAUUCUAGUUUCUGCUCGAAAAAUUAAAACCUGGAGAAAACCCAUAUAUUUUGUUAAAUAAACAUCUAAAUAUUCAAAGAUUCUGAAAGCUUUGUAUUAUAAAAUUGUAUUUUUAACUUAAAAUUUCCCGCAGGUUCUGGCACAGAGAAAAUAAUGGUGUCUGUUGGUUGUUACAAAUGAAUGAAGCUUUGCAAACAUGUGAAUUUUAUUUAGUCCAACCAGUGCAAGGUAAUUUCAACUGUCAAAAAAUUUAAGAUUUGUUUUAACACUGAGUAUCAAAUUUGAUUUUGUUAUAGAAUCAGGCCUAGUGAGGUACACAUAUUCUUAAAAUAGACAUUGUAUCUUUGCUAUAAACAUUUAUAGGGCUGACUUCCAGCCGUUAGAACUCAUUUACUUUAUUCACAGAGGAUUACCACUCUUUGUUAGACCAAAUCUAUUAAAAAAUACUCCCAUUCUCUAUAAAUGUAAAUAAUUAUCAAAACCUAGUGCUGUGUGCUCAUGUGAUAAUAUUUUGAACAGAAUCAAGCUGCUCCCCUUUCUGUUUAUUCUCUUGUAAAGUGAUGGGAGUUUCUUUCUAAGUGCUCAUUAUAACUUAAAUAUAUUCAUUUUUAUCCAGAGGUGGAUCACUGUUUGCUGUCAGUUGUUACAUGGUCUCGGAAAAGCUCAAAAUCCUCUGUUGAUAAGGCAUCAAUCUUACUUUCGUCAUUAGAAGAGUACAUAGCUUUGCGCAAACUUCAGAAGACCCCUCUGACUACAAUAACACUACCACAAGACCUUUCGGAGAGUGAUGCAGAGUCCAGUGACAGCAGCCAGGGGAAUGAAUCCAUCAAUCCUGACACACCAAUACUCAGGAAAAUGAAACACUUCAUUCUGGAUAGACAUUCCAGUAGCAGUAGUGGCACAUCCAAAAGAAAGACGGAACUGGAGAAAUACUCAUCCAUACUUAGGUAUAGAUGGAAAAAUGGACGCACACCACAGGCCAGCGGUGUAAACAGUGAUGGGACAGCCUCAUCCCAGUGUGGUGAUUUCACACCAGUCCACGCUCCAGAGUGCUUAACUUCAAAUGCUGGUGACUGUUCAGAUCAGAGACAAAAGUCGGCCUUGCAGAGAUCCAUAAGUGAUGGGGUGGCAUUCAAACAAAGCCGUCAAAUGAACCAAGAACUGGAAGACCAGUUGGCAGACUCUGAUACCAGAUCGGAAACAGACGCCAGACCGUACAAUGAGGGAAAUAUUUCAGAACAUCCAAGCUCAGAACCUGGAGAAGGUGUUUCAGCUGAAGGUUGGUUUGUUGAUGUGUUGUGACCCUUUGAGUUGAUUACAAAGCUCUUUGUGUGAUUGGUGUAGAAUGGUUUUUAAAUAUUUAAUGAAUUCCUCAUAUAAUAAUAACAAAAAUUGUGCUGAUAUGUAAUUGUGUGUUCAUUGUUUCCCUCAAUACAAAUAAUAUGUGAUUUUUUUUUAAAUUUCUAGACUUGGAAAUUGCCCGUUACAAGACAACAAGCAACCAGUGUGCAGCUGAAGUUAUGGCUGAGGUUAGUUUCUGAAUUAUAGGCCUAUCAUGUUUAUUUAAGAUUAAUGUAAUGGGACUCCAUUCUUUACUUAUUGAGACGUAAGUAUAAAACUAAUGACCUUUCUUUCUGUCCUAAAAAUCUCAUGUAACAUUCAAUGGUCGAUUUUUUUAUUUAUUAAUGCUGAAUGAUUACCAAAAUGAGACCCUAGUGGGGGGGGGUUUUCUGUAAGUAUACAAAAUAUUUUAAAAAUAAUUUAAAAAGUAAUUUUUCUGCUUCCUGCUAGUGGUGAUGUUGGCAUGCAAUGCUUAGUUCUACAUAUUGGAAUAGUGAUAUUUCAGAAUUGAAUUUUUUAAGUUAUGUUUUUUUACUUAUGUAGUGUCUGCGGGCAUCAAAUAUAGACCUGGAACGUACAUCAGAGGAACAAGCGGCAUCAUCAGGAGGAUGGCUGUAAGUAAUUGUAAAUAUCCUAAAACAAUGUCAAUUUAUAAAGAAAUGUGCUGGCACUUAAGGACUAAUCCAUUAUGUUUUGGGCCUGCAUCUGCAGUAAACUAAACUUUCAGCUCAAGCUGAAUUAAAUAGUGUGCUGGCUUUGUAAGUCUGAGCAUCCUGGUUGUGAAAUCCUUGAGUCAUCUCAUCAGUUUGUAUAAUUAAUAAAUGAAUACGCUAAGCCGAAGAUACCUUUUUCUUUUAGAUUUACUAUUAUUUCCUUUUAAACCCGAAGGAACAUUGACACUUUUUUUUUAGACAAGAUCGAUGUAUAUUUUCAGUUUCAUGUUUCUCUUUCCUUAUAUCGCAGGUUAAUUCAAAGAACAGUUUUUAUUUUUGUAAAGGCAGUCGAAUUAAAAUGUGUUGUGAUGUAGGCGUAUUUUAUCUAUGUCUGAUAGUUAGUGUUAUAUCUUUUUAUUAACAUAUAAUUGUGUAUGUCUUUGCUUCCAAUUAACACAGGUUUUCCUUUGUGUCAGACUGCUGACUAUUUUGUGUUUCUAUGGUUAUGUAUUUCCAGAUUUUCUUCAUUUGAAAAAAACAUUGUUGUCUUAAAGAAAUUGCAAAGAAGUGGCUCCUCAGUUCAAAGGUAAUUCCUUGUCCGACAACAAAUAGAUUACUUUAACUUUAAAAUGUUUACUGUCGUUUCAGAGCAAGUCAAUAAAAAAUAAUUAUAAAUUUUAGAAUGAAAAGGGGGAAAAAAAACAUAUCUUUUUCAAAGUCAGUGCUGCUUACAAGUGCAUCAGCUUUAUUGGCUAUGAUGUUAAUGUUAUAUUGAAGUGCUUGGAAGACAAGAAUUUUUAUCUAUUGCUGGUUAUUUGUACUUGAGAGUAAUACGCUUUUCUUUAAAAGAAAAAAAUUUGUUACGUACAGAUUAAUUUAAUGAAACUUGACUUUCAUUUUGAUCAAAGCUGCCUGAUUGUUGUAUCAGUAUUCAGGUUUUUGUGUAAAUUAGAUUUUACAGUCAAGUUUUGUAUUCUCCCUGUCAGCUUACAAACACAUCUAAUGAUUACAUUUUACUUUUUUGUUUUGCUUUGAUUUAAUAGUUUCCAUAAGAGUCACCGUAGUUUCAUUCAAAUUUGCAAGCGUAAUAUGUUUUUGUUGACUAGUAGGGGUAAAGAGCAAAAUUUCUCACAGAAAACAAUGUUUAGAAUAAUUUAUUUCUAGUUCAUAAUCAUUUCCACAAAUUUAACAUAUAUAUUUAUGGCACUGAGCAAAAAUGAAUGACAAAGAAAAAAUUCCAAGAAGUAAAUAACUGUGUUUGUUAUAAUUUUAUCAAAUUUCCAUACAAAAAAACCUAUGGCUGAUGUUGUCUUGAUGCGUCACCAUUAACACUUUGUUGUCAAAUUCUAAUUCUCCAUUCUCGUCUAAUUUUUCAAAGUUACAUUGGAAAAGGAUUUGUAUUGGCACCACCAAAGACUGUAUGGGAUGCUGUUAAAAAUCCACGCACAAGAUUCACCUACGAUGAUACCUUGAAGGUGAGUUAUAGUAUUAACUUUUGCGGCAUCAAAUGUAACAGGGAUAAAAUACAUCUGCAUUUUAAGUACAGGCCUUUUGUUUGAAAAUAAACUAAACCUCGCCAUGACUGCUGUGUUAAAAAUGUUAAGUUCAGACAACUAAUGUCCUUUUUCCUUGCUCUUUCAGAAAGUGGACAUCAUAGAGACAUUAAAUAACACACUGAAGAUUGGUAAAAAAAAAAUUCGUAUUGUUUCUUUACAGUUUUAUUAGAUAUUUUUUUAGAAAGGUAUAAAUUUUAUGCAUAACAACAAUUGUUGUCACUUUAAUUUCUUAUAGGUCUUGACCAUUUAUUAUUAUAUAAUUAAAUUCACAUUGUUAUUAUAUUUUUAAAUUCAAAUUGAAUAUUUCAAAACAUUUUUGCUUCAAUAGGGGUUGUUUGUUUUUUUUUUGGGGGGGGGGGGUGUUUUACUCAUUUUUUCCAAGUAUGUUGAUUGUUUCACGUUGUGUCGUCAGUUUACUUUUACCACGAGAGCCAACAAUUCCUCACCAAAGAGAGCUGUGGUAUGUGCGUAUUACAUGGGGAGAGGUUUCAAAUUGAAUAUUUCAAAACAUUUUUGCUUCAAUAGGGGUUGUUUGUUUUUUUUUUGGGGGGGGGGGGGUGUUUUACUCAUUUCUUCCAAGUAUGUUGAUUGUUUCACGUUGUGUCGUCAGUUUACUUUUACCACGAGAGCCAACAAUUCCUCACCAAAGAGAGCUGUGAUAUGUGCGUAUUACAUGGGGAGAGGCAAGAAGGCGAGAAUUACAUCCUGACCUACUCCAGUAUUGAACAUGACAAGUGCCCUGUUAACCCAAAUGUCACCAGAGCCAAGGUUAGAAAAGCCGUAGGAUGCAAUAAUUCUCUCUGGUUUCAGUGUUAUCGUGGUGCACAAUACCUCUCCCUGUUGUCUCCAGUGUUAUCAUGAGAUACAAUACUUCCAUCUGUUAUUUUCAGUGUUAUUGAAGGAUACAAUUACAAUACUUCUCCCUGUUGUCUUCAGUGUUAUUGUUUUACUUAAAUAAAGACAUUGUUAUUUCAUUGUAUUUAAAGUUUCAUAUCUGAUUAUCUAGAAGUUGUUGAAAAUGAUCACUCAUGGAACCGAGUGUAAAAUAUUUAAAAAUUUGAAAUAGUUUAGCCUAGCUAAAUUUUCAUAUCCGAUUAUCUAGAAGUUGUUGAAAAUGAUGACUCAUGGAACUGAGAGUAAAAUAUUUAAAAUUUUGAAAUAGGUUAGCCUAGCUAAAUGAUGAAUAGGUUAUUUUUAGGAAGGACAUAAUUUAUUAAGCAAAAAAAAUUAACUUUUAAUAAUAAACUGGAAUAAAUAAAUAUAAAUUUUAAAAAUGGAUCCUGUCCUGUUAUAACUCUUAGUACAAAUGAAUUGUUACUAUACCAGUAGAGCUGACUGGAUCUACAAGUUUUUCUUGUUUCUCCUGUUAAAUUUAGUUCUUACCAAGUGGCUGGAUAAUUGAACCUGCCAAACAAGACAACAAAGUUUACUCCAUAGUAACUUAUUUAAUGCAGGUCAGUACAAUGCUUUGGUACUUAUUUUAUGCAGGUUAACACAAUGCUUCACUCUACCAUUGUAAUAUUUUAUCCUAGUCAUCUUUAAGCGUCAGCCUGUGGGGUAGCUAGGGCCGCUCGUGGCGGACCAAGAAUUUAGCCCUCUCCCCCGCCCAGGCGAAAAAACUUUGCAGUUUGCCAUAAUUUUCAAAAACGCAACCCCUCCAUACAUAAAAAAAAAUUCAUUUUGGAUCGGACCACACCCCCUUCAUAAAUCACUGGUCAGGGUUCCUCAGUUGCUGAAUAUCACAUUAUGAGAAAAUAUUGGCAACUUUAUUCUGGCAAAUAAUUGAAAAUAUAUAUUUUUUUAUCUCCUUACAAAAAAUAUAUAACAAAAAAUAUAGGUCAUAGAGAUUUGUAUAUUUGAGAACAUAGAAAACAUAUAAAUUACAUUUAAUCAUAAGUGUCAAUACAAAUUAUUUUUUUAAUCUUUCCUAUUUGAUCAGUUUUAAAUACAUCUUGCUGAUACACAUUUGAAAAUUACCUCCUGGUGGAGCCCUAUUAUACUUAAUACAUCAGUAAAACAAUUUUUAUUACAUUUAUAUUUAAAAAUUGCAUCCUUGGUAUAUAUCUAAAAAGUUUUAAAAAAUGUGAAUGCAAAAAUUAAAUUAGGUCUUCCUCUUCACAAUAAGUUUUGUACUGAUGAGUUGUCUUCCACCAUCCUCUGUAAAAAGAUUAGGGUAAAAAGCUUUCAAACAAUAACUUUCAAACCCACCAGAGUUUACGAAAUCAUUUAUCAUAAAAACUUAUUGUCGUGCAUUCCAGAUUGACUUCGGCCGUUCACGAGAAGGAUACGACAAUCUCCCAUUCCAGGACAUGAUCUCCAGAUAUCCACUUAGCAUUGCUGACCUGCAGCAGUACCUCAAGCCCGCAGUUCAGAUGCUGCGAAGAAAAUCGCUAACUUAAACCAGAGUUCUCCCAUCUCCUUUCAUGCUUAACAAGGACAGAAUGUGUUGAAAGUCAAUUUUACCACUGAUGUUUAAGAGUUGCCUCUGCUCAGCAUUUGAGAUCAAAGUGUUCAGCGUUUAUGUUCUGAUGCAAUAUAUAUAUAUAUAUAUCUUAAUGUAACCAUAUCUUUCUUUCUAUGCUUAUAAUCUUUGUCAAGUAUAUAUGCACAAUGAAUAAUUUAUUUUUUAUAUACCACUCCAUGCCUUCAUUUUAGCCUGUCCUCAAAGUUUAAUCCUGUGGUUUGCACAUAAAGACUGAAGAAAUCUAGUGCAGUGAUUCUCAAACUGAUUCUUGUACUCAUCCACUCAACUCGUGACUGGUUAACUCAUUCUCUAGGGCUGUUUUUAACUUUAGCGCCUAAUAAAUAGUUUUAUGAACAAAGGGAAGUAACUCCAUUUUUAAUUGCAUUACUAACAUUUUUUAACAACCGCCGAAAAAUAACAAAAAAAUACCAAAAAAUCAGAUUUCGGCAUCUUGGACCAACACGUUGUAGAUAUAAGACAAACUGUACUAAUAAGCCUGUAGAUCAGAAAUGAAGAAAGAGAAAACUUCGGUUUACUUUAUUGAAAUCGCACUAUCUGGAUGUGUUCGUAGGGAAGGAGUGAAAAUAAAACAGUCCAGACACCAAUUGAGAAACUAAUGUCAUACUCGGUCCUAACUCUUCAAAGUUUAGUUCAGGGGCUUUGUUUGAGUUGAUCUUUUCUUGACUGUCAAAUAUUUUUUAUUUCAGUUUAAAAAUCAUCCACAUUUCCUGUGGGUUUUUCUGUUCCCCUCCAACCAGGGCAAAAGGAUUCUCAGAAUAACUGCACUAGAACCUGAACAACUAUCAUCAUAGAACAACUAUCAUAAUAGUAUGAACAACUAUCAUGAUAGUAUGGGAGGGGAUGUGCUUAUCCAUGACAGUUUGAAAAAAAAUGCUUGCCACUGCUAAUGGCAAAGGAUGAUUUGUUCAGCCAGUAUCUCUUACAGUAUUCUCUUGAUCUUUUUUAUGCAUGACUUUUAUACAAAUGUACUGUCAAAGAAAUCUUGGCUUUCAUGUAUUUUGAUAAUUGUGUGUUAUGUCACAAGGCAUUCCAAGUUAACCAUGUGAAAUCAAGAAAGUGCAGCAGAGACAUGGAUUCUAUUUCAUGUCCUAUUUUCUCUUUCUAUUCAAAUCGCUUCAUGUAUUAUUUCAGGUGGAAAAUUGGCAACUUUUUAAUGAGGACAUUUAAUAAACUUUGAAAUUGUAUCUUCAAAAUAUGGUAAAAGGAUUUUUUUUCAGCAUAUUCAAUGCUUUAACGUAAAGAUGCUUAGUUCUACAAGUGGGAUAUUGAUUAAUAUGUAAGAAACAAAUAAGCUAUGGUCUUGAAAAUGAACACUUGAAAUAUGGUGAAAGGAUUUUUUCAGUGUAUUCAAUGCUUUAAUGUAAACAUGCUGAGUCCUACAAGUGGAACAUUGAUUAAUAUCUAAAUGUAAGAAACAAAUAAGCUAUAGUUGUCUUGAAAAUGAACACUUGAAAUGUCCAGGUUUACUCAGCCAAGGAUUUAAUUACAUCUUGUAUCCUAGCGACUGACCAAUCCACGUGUUAAGAGCUUACUGAAAACUACUUAUAAUGUUAUGGCAGGCUAUUGUUAAAUACUUGUGCCUUUUUUGUCAUUUAUCAAAUUUGUAUGUGACAAUGUUCAAAAAGUCUGUGACCAAACUUUAAAAAUUCAUGCAGAAAUCUAAACAUCAUAAACUAUUAACACAAAUAAGAAACACAAAUGCUUCAUAUUUUACUAUGCUUUACAAGUACCUUCCAUUCUAUCUCAUGUAAUCCAGUUGUUCAGUACUUAACUCUAGAUGUGUUGAACUGAAGAUCUUGAACUACUGUAAAUAUGUUCUGUAUUGCACUCCAGACAUGUUGCGCUGAAGAUAUUCAAACUACUUUAAAUAUACCCAUUCCUUCUAUGGCUCUAACUCAGCAGUGGACGAAUGUUUUCUUAAAGCACUUAAUUGGGGGUUCUCAGUUGUAUGUCGGGGUACUUCCCAGAUAUCCUUUAACAUGUGAAAUAAAAGCAAUGAGGAGCUGUCGUCAGUGACUGUAAUUUAGUAACAUAAACCAUGAGAUCCAAGGACUUGUUGUACAUGCAGAGUAUUUAAAAUGCCUAAGUAUUAUCAGAAUGAGCACUUCUGAUUCCAGCAGCUGAAGAUUUCUUGAUUUAUGUAAAACAUCUUUAAUGGUUGUUAGUGGUAUGGAGGGGGGUGAUGGUUGGU